AUGUCAGGGUCCGUUUAUCUUGAUCAUGCUGGGACGACGCCAUACCCCAAAUCAUUGAUGGACUCGUUCGUCCGAGAUAUGACAUCGAACCUUUAUGGCAAUCCCCACUCUGGAUCCAGUUCAUCCCAGCUUUCAACAUCGAGGAUUGAAGAUGUUCGGCUCCGAGUGCUCCAGUUCUUCAAUGCUGACCCUGCCGACUUUGAUGUGGUGUUCGUGGCCAAUGCGACAGCUGGAAUCAAGCUUGUUGUAGAUGCCCUGAGAGCUGCUCCUGAUGGGUUCAACUAUGCGUAUCAUCAGGCGAGUCACACCAGUCUAGUCGGUGUCCGGGAAGAGGCUCGAAAUAGCCUCUGUCUGGACGACAGACAGGUUGAAGAAUGGGCAACGGGUCAAACCCCAUUUGAAGGCCAUGAGGACAGACCGACUCUAUUUGCAUACCCUGCGCAAUCUAAUAUGGAUGGCAGUCGGUUGCCUCUGCGGUGGUCAGACACGAUCCGCUGCAACACAGAUGUAUCGAGGAAUAGGACAUACACUUUACUGGAUGCGGCAGCAUAUGUGUGUUCCUCACCGCUCGACCUCAGUUCUGUCGAGCGAGCCCCUGACUUCAUAGUCUUGAGCUUCUACAAGAUAUUCGGCUUCCCGGAUCUAGGUGCUCUGCUUGUAAGACGCCAAGCGGAAGAAGUCUUCAAUACGAUGAAGUAUUUCGGAGGCGGCACUGUCGAUAUGGUUGUUGUUUGCGUGAAGGAGCAGUGGCACGCCCCUAAGAACCAGUUCUUACAUGAGCGUCUGGAACAUGGAACAUUACCUAUUCACAACAUCAUCGCGCUCGACGCUGCUAUGGACGUUCAAAAACAAUUGUUCGGUACGAUGAAGGAGGUAUCACAACAUACGGCGUUUUUACAUCAAAGACUGGACCGCGGUCUUCGGUCAAUACGACAUGGGAACGGCGGGCCGGUCUGCACCAUCUAUUCACCAGAACCUAACCCACAAGCGGGUAGUGGUCCUGUGGUCGCCUUCAAUAUCCGAAACAACCAAAAUGCAUGGGUGAGCCUGGCCGAAGUCGAGAAGCUGGCUACCCUAAAGGGCUUCCAUAUCCGCACAGGUGGUGUGUGCAACCCUGGAGGUAUCGCUUCAGCUCUUGGUCUCGAGCCUUGGGAGAUGAGGCAAAACUUUAGCUCUGGCUUUCGGUGCGGAACCGACAAUGACAUUAUGGCCGGAAAACCGACUGGCGUCAUUCGAGCGAGCCUUGGAGCCAUGAGUACUAUCUCAGAUGUCGAUGCAUUCGUGGACUUUAUUACAGAGUUCUACCAGGAUUUGACUCUGCCACCACCUCUUACAUCACACACAACCCAGCAAUCAAGUCGGGCCGAUCUUUGCGUUCACAGUAUAAGUAUAUACCCUAUCAAAAGCUGCGGUCAUUUCCAGGUUCCUCCAGGAGUUGAUUGGGAGGUCCGACCAGAAGGCCUUGCUUGGGAUCGAGAAUGGUGUCUGGUUCACCAAGGCACUGGUCAAGCUCUGAGCCAAAAGAGAUACCCAAAGAUGGCACUUGUACGGCCAACACUGGAUUUCGAUCGAGGCGAGCUAAGGGUCAGAUAUGCCGGACAACUUCCACUGCACCAGCCUAGAGAAAUAAGCAUACCACUCUCUAAGAACCCUUCCUUGUUCCGGCAACCAACGACACUAGGGUCGCGAUCAUCACGAGUUUGUGGCGAGGAAAUCCUAGCGCAAACAUACGUCUCGAACGAGGUCAAUGAUUUCUUCUCGGGUGCCCUCGGAGUGCCCUGCAUGCUGGCCAGAUUUCCCCCAGGAGGCCAAGGAAAAAGUAUGCGGCAUUCAAAAGCUCAUCUUCAGAAGCAUCAACUUCCAUUGGCAACACCCUCUCAUCAAACACCACGACUUCCUGGCUCGUUUCCCGGAGACCGUCCACCAUCACCACCAGACUCGGACACGGAAAGAAGUGGCCAAGAACGACGCAUAUUAUUGUCCAAUGAAAGUCCCAUACUGGCUAUCACUCUUCCGAGUCUGGAUGCCCUCAAUGAGGAGAUCAGGAGGACAGGUAACCACAAGGGGGAAAUCUCUCCAGAUGUUUUCCGAGCCAACGUUGUGAUUGCCCCGGCCUCACAAGGCUCACAAGGUUCGAUAGAGCCCUACGCCGAAGACUCGUGGUCACAUCUGAAAAUAGGAGAUGGUGGUCACAGGUUUGAGAUGUUGGGGUCUUGCAGGAGAUGUCACAUGGUAUGCAUCAACCAGGACACGGCGGAAAAGAGCCAGGAGCCGUUUGUGACAUUGUCAAAGACGAGGAGGUUUGAUGGCAAGGUCUUUUUUGGGGUGCACAUGGCAGUGACGAGCCAAUCGCAACUUCCCACUUUGAGGGUGGGGGAUGUGGUUGUUCCUUCCUGGGCACUUGUGUAA
Molecule: messenger RNA, 2409 nt
Organism: Podospora anserina S mat+
Lineage: Eukaryota; Fungi; Ascomycota; Sordariomycetes; Sordariales; Podosporaceae
Exons: 1
Coding region: 1-2409 (802 amino acids)
Biological process (GO): Mo-molybdopterin cofactor biosynthetic process
Molecular function (GO): molybdenum cofactor sulfurtransferase activity; molybdenum ion binding; pyridoxal phosphate binding
Source: RefSeq, a predicted model, not a curated record